This is a messenger RNA of Rubroshorea leprosula, 1889 nucleotides long. Lineage: Eukaryota; Viridiplantae; Streptophyta; Magnoliopsida; Malvales; Dipterocarpaceae. The record is from the annotation of a GenBank genome assembly.
CUCUUUUUCGUCUCAAAACCAGAAGAGGAAAGAAAGCAAUUAAUUCAUAUGCCUCUGACAACCUCUUCUCUCUUACUAAAAUCAUCAUACUUUUUCCAUUUCCAUUCUUUUGUUUAAGCAGAAGGGUUGGUUUUUCAUUUUUGCAUUUUGGGUAUCUUGUCUUUUACUUGGAAACAUUCAUUUCUUCUGGCCCCAAAUUCUGUAGAGUGUUGCAUAUUCUUCCUUUCACCGUCAUAGCUCAAAGGUUCGUCCUUGUCCAGCUAUGGUGAGUUUCGGUUUCCUUCCAUUUCCUUUCUUGCCCUGUUUCUUCUUUAUUGAACUUCUUCUUGGUUUCAUCUUAUAGUCAUUUUUUUUUAUAACUCUGUUAAAAUUAAAUGUUUGGCUGUUUUCUUAUGAAGAGACUAUAAUGGCAGGGGAUAAUAGUGGGUUUUUAGUUUAGAAUUUAGAAACAUAGGCAGAGGCUUAUGUAUGCUAUUUUGUGGGUAUUGAUUUUGGAGUGGUCAGAGACAGAGACUUAGAUGAUGACUUGGGUAAAUGUUUGUCUGACAUGUGGAGGCAAAGGCUACUCUGAGGCUUUGGUAUAUUGUCACAAGUGUCAAAUUCAUGCUGUGCAUCGCUAUUGCAUGGAACUUCAAAAGGUAACCUUUGAGGAGGAUGUCAUUUGGUUUUGUGAGGACUGCAAACCUAUGAAAGCUGAAAAUUCAGAAACUGUCCAAGCAACUGAUUCUGCAGAUAAUUCUGUCUGUUAUGUGGAGCCAUAUCUUGUAAAUGUGGUUGUAGCACCAAUUGUUCUAUCUAUCAUCCACAAGCAUCCUGACUUUUCCCAAGAUUGCCCACUAUCUCGUGGGACGAUCUCAAAUUUGUUACAGAGACUUGGUAUGGAACUUAAGAAGGUCACAUCCUUCACUUCUGAAAAUCUCAAGAGUGAGCACCUGAAGUCGCUGGAUUACGCCAUAAGGGAUGCAGAGUUUGCAAAACUGAAUGUGAAUUCGCUCCGAUACUGGCAUGAUCAACUCAAAAGGGGCAUGCACUUGCUGGAUCUGCAUCAACUUAGAAACAAAAUUAAAAUUGAUAUGGCCAACAGGAAAGAACUUCCUGUAUCAACAAAAACAACUUUGAAUGAUAUAGGAAAAGACAUUCAGUUAUUGAAGAGAAAAGCUGCCUCAUUAGAAAUAGAGAUACAAGACCAGGGAGGGAGCAUGAGGGAUAUUGCAUUGAAAUGUUUAUCAAAAAUAAAACGGUUUUGUGACAGAACAUUGGCCAGAGGCUUGCUCUAAAGCAGUCUGUAUGUUUCCAUUCCAGUUGUACAAAGUACAAACACGAGGUUGAAUGUAGGAAAAUUAUACUUUUCGGAGCCUUCUCAUUUCUGUUCCUCUUGCACAUACUGCUAACAAGCCUAAAAACAUCAACUUACGUUCUUCACUGUUACUUUCAAUUGGUCCCUAUCCACGUAAGUGAACUAGAAAUGAUAAAAAUGGACACAUCUCAAAUUGGGAAAUAUGAAAAUUUCCUUCCACAACGUGCAGCUGCAGAUAUUCGUUUGCACCUAGAACAAAAAAGUCUUAUUUCGUUAACUUUAUCAGCUCUUAAACAAUGUUGAAGAUUCAGUUCAUUUUCCCUAUAAUGUUACAAAAAUAAUAUCCAAAAAGAAAAGAAAAGAAGUCAAAAGCGCAACAAAUUGAAGUUCAUUUCCCCUACUACACUACUGUACUGGUGCUGGAGGCCUUAAACUUGAAAACAUGUUCAGACCAAACAAGGUUGUUUCUCUGCGCCAGAAAUUUGCAAUGGCCCUUUGCUUCAUGAUUUUACCUAUUCUCCAGUCUUCGUGAUGCAAGCUACACCUAUGAUUGACAAAAUAUACUUCAAUAUUAUAAAUUUUGGUUGCUUCU